GAGGAUCGUAGGAGGGGAAAAAACCCUAGAAGUUUUUUCUCUUUAUUUACAGCGCCCCUCUCUCUCAGAGAGACGAGUCUCUCUCUCGAGCGCUAGGGUUUCGUUUCUCGGUUGAAGCAGCAAAGCCCUUUAUUGCAGCACUGAGUUAGCUAUGGUUCUCAAGACGGAACUGUGCCGUUUCAGCGGUGCUAAGAUAUACCCAGGAAAGGGCAUCAGAUUUGUGCGAGCUGAUUCCCAGGUGUUCCUCUUCUCUAACUCAAAAUGCAAGCGCUAUUUCCACAACCGGUUGAAGCCUUCCAAGCUUACCUGGACGGCUAUGUACAGGAAGCAACACAAGAAGGACAUUCAUGCUGAGGCUGUGAGGAAGAGGCGUCGUGCCACCAAGAAACCAUAUUCCAGGUCGAUUGUAGGUGCUACUCUGGAAGUCAUUCAGAAGAAGAGAAUGGAGAAGGCCGAAGUCCGUGAUGCUGCUAGAGAAGCAGCUCUCCGUGAGGUCAAAGAAAGGGUGAAGAAGACAAAGGAUGAAAAGAAAGCGAAGAAGGCAGAGAUGACGGCUAAGUCCCAGAAGACCCAAACCAAGGGUAGCAUGCCCAAAGCAGCCAAGGGCCCCAAGAUUGGCGGCGGCGGCGGCAAGCGAUGAAUGCUUCCUGUUUCCAUGUAGCAGCUUUUCUUUUCUUUUUUUUCAUUUUUAUUUGUUUUAGGAAAUUUUGUUUUUGAGGUGCUUUGUAGGUUUCCCUUUGGAGCUUCUUUUGCUUAAAAAAAGUCACUAAAAUAUUCUUAAUCUUCUUGACUUCUGGAUUGCCUA
Magnolia sinica is the source of this 805-nucleotide messenger RNA. Its product is annotated as large ribosomal subunit protein eL24. Gene Ontology annotation, molecular function: structural constituent of ribosome; mRNA binding. Lineage: Eukaryota; Viridiplantae; Streptophyta; Magnoliopsida; Magnoliales; Magnoliaceae. Bases 152 to 640 code for a protein of 162 amino acids. The record is from RefSeq and is a predicted model, not a curated record. Gene Ontology annotation, biological process: cytoplasmic translation. The transcript is spliced from 6 exons. Gene Ontology annotation, cellular component: cytosolic large ribosomal subunit.